UAUUUAGUUCUAAAAUGAAUCUGACUUAAUUCAACAAGCAAUUCAUUAAACAUAUUAUCAUUAUCAUUCAUAAUUUUUUGUGAUAUAUUCAUACUCAGUGCAUUUUUUCAAACAACUGAUCGGUGUCUACACUUAAUCCAACAAGUUCAAUAAUCAAUCUAUUGUUGUGUUCUUCAAACAUGUACCGUACGUGGAGAAUUGGUCUCUGACUUUUUCGUACCAUCAAAAUAUUCAAAUCCUCAUAAAUAUAGCUUUUCAUGAGCCAAUAGUUGAGGAAUGAUUAUUUUCAUAUGAAUAAUUUUUAUUCUAAAUUUUAUUUGAGCUCUAAUAAACGAUAGUUUUUAUUGAUCUAUCGAUUGGCUGCACUGGGAGCAAAGAUCCCUUUCCAAGCCAAAAGCCAAGCCUCUGAGGUUGUUUGGUAAUUGGUUUUCUUGAAAAAAGUGUUUGUUUUUGGUGUUAUUUGUUAUUAAUUUGUAACUGUUUAUCAAGAAAUACUGAUCAAUAUGCCUGGCUUCAGUAGUGUUGGCACCUUCAAAAUAUUUGUUGGAAACUUGAUUGAUAAAACUACGUCAGCGGAUAUAAAGCCGCUUUUUGAAAAGUAUGGAAAAGUUGUAGAGUGCGACAUAGUUAAAAACUAUGGAUUUGUGCAUAUGGAAAAUGAAGAGGCCGGGCGGGACGCUAUUCAGAACUUGAAUGGGUACCUUGUUCAUGGUACAGCUAUGAAGGUGGAAGCUGCUACCAGUCGUAAAGGUCCUCAGGCUUCUACUACUAAAAUGUUUGUCGGUAAUCUUUCCGACACAGUUAAAGCUUCCGAUGUUAGAGCUCUAUUUGCCAAGUUUGGAACUGUCGUCGAAUGUGAUAUUGUUCGCAAUUAUGGAUUCGUGCAUAUCGAUACCACCGAUGUGAACACUUGUAUAAAAGAGUUGAACGGAUACGUGCUGGAUGGGCAAGCGAUGAAAGUUCAGGUUUCGACGAGCAGAGUUCGCCAGCGACCCGGCAUGGGAGACCCCGAGCAGUGCUACCGGUGCGGCAGGGGCGGCCACUGGUCCAAGGAGUGUCCGAAGACGGCGGGUCGCCUGGCCGGACCUGACCGCGGCUUCAGGGACCGCAUGUUCGGUCGUGACCCCUACCCACCGCCGCCGCCACCUCCAUUCUUGCGAGACAGCAUCAUGAGCGCCCGAUUUGGAGUCAAGGACAGCUACUACGACCGUUACUAUGACAGACCGAGCGGUCGAUUCGAGGACUCGCGCGACUCGUUCGAGAGGCGAUUCGCGCCGCUGCCACCACGUGACCUGGGCCCCCCGCCUCCGCCCCCCUCGCUGCGGUCGCGCGACUUCCUGCCGCCUCCCAUUUCGUCGCGCCGCGAACUGCCGCCAAUCAGCAGUCUGCGCAUGGGCUCCUCCUCGCUCAGGGACUCGUUCGAUCGCGGCAGCGAGUACAGUAUGUUUAGUCGCCGAUCGCCCCCUCCACCCUCUUCAUCCAGAUUCAGUCGCAGUAUGUACGAUGAUUAUUCCAGAGACUAUGAUGACCAUAGAAUGAAUCUGCGUGGUGCAUCCCCGCGCCGUUACGCGCCGUAUUAAGCCGUUAGUGGGCCGUUGGACGGUUGCGCGCGUGCGUGUGAUCGAGCUUCCGCCCCAUUUAACCAGAAUCCGAGGAGGACGGACCGGCCGGCCGUUUAUUCGCUCGCAACAACGUGCUCUCAAAAGACUCGAUCCAUUUAUCAAAUAUUCAUAGUCAUCCUAACACUAAAUAAUCGACUGAAGCUAUCGAUUUCCUCAUGUUUUUCAAAUUAGACAUAGUUACUUUUAUGUGCCGCAAAACAGUUGAACAUUUUAGUUUUUUGAGUUGCGUUGAUUAAUAUUAUUUAUUUUAUUCUGAGUCAUGUUUCAAUUGUUCAAUUAUAUUCUUUGAUCGAAUCAAUUAAAAUUGACUCUGAAAGGACGGGAUCAUCCGUGUUAUUGUGUAUUGAUGGUGAAUCUUCUAGUACUGUGGAUGUAUUUAGAUUUUAAGAAACUAGAAGUUAUCGGCGACGCUUAAAACUAUAUCAGAUUCGCCGCUACUAGAAUAAAAUUUGCUUUCGAUUUUGAAUGUUCAACUUAAUUUUACUUCUUGAUUGUCCAAUACUAUUUUAAUGAAAUAAAGUCUAGAAUAAAGUGAAA
Nilaparvata lugens (brown planthopper) is the source of this 2159-nucleotide messenger RNA. It is a transcript of the gene lark, whose product is annotated as RNA-binding protein lark. The transcript has 7 exons. Gene Ontology annotation, cellular component: cytosol. The record is from RefSeq and is a predicted model, not a curated record. The coding region runs from base 504 to 1580 and encodes 358 amino acids. Gene Ontology annotation, molecular function: zinc ion binding; mRNA binding. Lineage: Eukaryota; Metazoa; Arthropoda; Insecta; Hemiptera; Delphacidae.